ACAUUUCUACAUCGCCGGGAUUUGUACGCCAAAGCCAGAUCGCUACUGGAUCAACCGCAGGAAGUAAUUCCUCACCGAGGCCAGUUUACAACCAUUCCAUUCACCCGAUCCUCAGUCCCAUCCACUCCGUUUGUGACUUCCAGCCCCGUAUGUGCCCAGAGUACCCCGACUCCGAUGAAUGAAACCGCGGAGGAUUUAAUUUGUGUUUCACCUUUUGUCGGAGCUCCUCACCGACGUGCAACAAUAUCCAAUCCAUCAUCUUUGGAUGAGAUAUUCCGAUCUGAUUUGCAAGAGCCAUCAGAGUCCGAUUUGUUGCACGAAUUACAACAACACACCUAUUUUCGGGCACUCAUGGCAUCCACGAAAAUGGAAGCUCAUUCGACAUCCGAGUGA
Messenger RNA from Echinostoma caproni, 393 nucleotides. Lineage: Eukaryota; Metazoa; Platyhelminthes; Trematoda; Plagiorchiida; Echinostomatidae. The record is from the annotation of a GenBank genome assembly.